AAACGCCUGUGUCUGUGUGGACAAAUCGCGGUGACCUCACCAAGGCAACCCGCCUCGGUAACCAGCCAAUCGCGCACCAGCACCCAUGGAUUCAUCCAUGGGGCGGAGCUCCGUGAGUCUUCUGGUUGGGCUCCUGGUGCUGCGGUUCAACAGGUGCUUGGCGGUGGACGGCGGAGGCGGGGCGUUUCCGCUGGUGGUGAGCACCUGGCCGUUCCGGGAGGCGGUCAGGGCGGCGUGGGAUGUGGUCUCGGCCGGUGACGGAGGGGGUUCGGCCGUGGACGCUGUCGUCGCCGGCUGCUCCGCCUGCGAGGUGCUCCGCUGCGAUGGGACAGUUGGUCCUGGUGGAAGUCCAGAUGAGAAUGGUGAAACUACGCUAGAUGCUCUUAUCAUGAAUGGGGCAACAAUGGAAAUUGGAGCUGUGGCUGCCAUGAGAUAUGUUAAGGAUGGAAUUAAGGCAGCAAAGUUGGUAAUGGAGCACAGCUUGCAUACUCUGCUUGUUGGCGAGAAGGCAACAGACUUUGCAAUUUCAAUGGGCCUUCCAGGACCAAUUAAUCUAAGUUCUCCAGAGUCACUUGAGAAAUGGGCAAACUGGAGACAGAAUCACUGCCAACCCAACUUCUGGAAAAAUGUUGCUCCUGCCGGUAGCUGUGGCCCAUAUCGUCCUAUCAAUUUAGCACGAGCUUCGGACUCUGUAAAGCAUGAGGUAGAACAGAAUCAAGGAGGUGUUUGCCAGGAGUGGUUCCAAAGUGAUAGUUUACUGGAGCCAAUAAACUCCCAUUUGAAGUUUAUUGAUCACCACAACCAUGACACUAUCUCUAUGGCGGUGAUUGACAAGAUGGGUCAUAUAGCUGUUGGGACAUCAACCAAUGGUGCUACAUUUAAAAUUCCAGGAAGGGUCGGUGAUGGACCAAUACCAGGAUCUUCUUCAUAUGGUGAUGAUGAGGUCGGAGCUUGUGGAGCAUCUGGCGAUGGUGAUAUUAUGAUGCGCUUCCUUCCAUGUUAUCAAGUGGUCGAGAGCAUGAGACGAGGAAUGGAACCUCGGGACGCCGCCAUGGAUGCUAUAUCAAGAAUUGCCAGCAAAUUCCCAAAUUUCGUUGGUGCUGUAUUUGCAGUCAACAAGAAAGGAGUGCAUGCUGGGGCAUGCCGUGGUUGGACAUUCCAGUACUCGGUAAGGAAUUCCAGCAUGCAUGACGUGGAGGUCAUUACAGUAUAUCCUUAGCGGUGGCGGUUCCUGGAAAUCAAAAGCUCGCUUCGUCGGCAUUCAGAGUAUUUCACUCGUGGUGAUGGACAUUAUUUUCUUCAUUGAUGCUCACUGAUGAUGUAGCAAUGUUCUGUGUUGAUUGUUCCGAUAGUAUUGUUAAGCCGAUUGUUCUGAAACUGGGACCUUAUUAUAUGUAGCGCAUUGACCCUAGUUGUGUUUUAAAGUCAUUGAAAGGAGGCCUCCAAACCCCUCUUCCAUUGGAUCUGCCC
Panicum virgatum (switchgrass) is the source of this 1470-nucleotide messenger RNA. RefSeq names its product probable isoaspartyl peptidase/L-asparaginase 3. NCBI's taxonomy places the organism in Eukaryota, Viridiplantae, Streptophyta, Magnoliopsida, Poales, Poaceae. The record is from RefSeq and is a predicted model, not a curated record. The coding region runs from base 86 to 1219 and encodes 377 amino acids. Gene Ontology annotation, molecular function: N4-(beta-N-acetylglucosaminyl)-L-asparaginase activity. Gene Ontology annotation, biological process: protein deglycosylation. The transcript has 7 exons.